This is a messenger RNA of Cutaneotrichosporon oleaginosum, 1326 nucleotides long. RefSeq lists its product as uncharacterized. Lineage: Eukaryota; Fungi; Basidiomycota; Tremellomycetes; Trichosporonales; Trichosporonaceae. Gene Ontology annotation, molecular function: transmembrane transporter activity. Gene Ontology annotation, cellular component: membrane. Gene Ontology annotation, biological process: transmembrane transport. The record is from RefSeq and is a predicted model, not a curated record.
AUGAGUUUGCGGCGGUACGCGUCCGUGUUCUCCGAGGGUAUUUCGGAGGCCGAGGCCGAGAAGGAGGAUGUCGAAGAGCUCGUCGGCGUACAGGUCACCGAGGAGGGCGAGGAGAUCGUCUACCCCGACGGCGGGAUGCAGGCAUGGCUCGUGCUCGCAGGCGGCUUCUGCGCCGCGAUCUGCGCGUUCGGACUCGCGGGCAGCGUCGGCGCCUUCCAGUCUUACUACGCGCAAAACUUGUUACAGGGAUACUCGGCGUCCACGAUCGCGUGGAUCGGCUCGACGCAAGCCGCCGUCUGCUUCUCCAUGUGCCUGUUCACGGGCCCCCUCUUCGACCGGUACGGCUGCCGCCCGCUCCUCGCGGGCGGGACGGUGCUCCUCGUCCUCGCUUUCGUACUCCUCUCCUUCUGCAGGGAAUACUACCAAAUCUUCCUCGUGCACGCAACCCUCAUGGCGAUGGGGAUGGACCUGAUGUUCAUCGUGCCGAUGGGCGCCGUCGGACAGUGGUUCUUCCUCCGCCGCGGCCUCGCCUUCGGCAUCCUCAUGAUGGGGAGCAGCGCGGGCGCGAUCGUCUGGCCCCUCCUCGUCGCCAACCUCCCGCCGCGCAUCGGCUUCGCAUGGACCUGCCGCCUCAUCGCCCUCCUCAUGGCGCUGCUCGGCACGGCCUCCGCCCUCCUCGUAAAGACCCGCUUGCCCCCCCGCCCCCCCGGCCCCUUCUUCCUCUUCGCCGAGUUCCGCAACCCGGCCUACGCCGCCGUCGCGCUCUCCUUCCCCUUCCUCGUCUUCGGCUUCUUCUCCUUCCUCACCUUCAUCGGGACGUACGGCGCGCUCGCCGGCCUGGGCCCCCUCGCGCCCUACCUCUUAAUGAUUACGAACGGCGCAUCCGCCUUCGGCCGCCUCGCAGCCGGCAUCGCCGCCGACAUGCUCGGCACAUUCAACGUCGCGCUCGUCGGCAUCGGCGCCAUGGCCGUCCUCUCCUUCGCCUGGCUGGCAAUGGACACACCCGCGCCCCUCAUCGCCCUCUGCUGCCUGUACGGCUUUGCGAGCGGCGCGCCCGUCUCGCUCCAGGGCCCGAUGGUGACCGCGUCCGCGAGCGACCCGCGCCACGCGGGCACGCUCAUCGGGCAAGCGUUGAUGGUCCAGUCGAUCGCGCAGCUUACCGGCCCCCCGAUCUUCGGGGCCAUCGUCGGCGCCGGGAGCCCGGGCGAGCAGCUCGCGCGCUUCCCGCACGCAAUUGUGUUCGGGUCGUGUAUGCUUCUUGUGGCGUGGUGUCUUGUUGCGGCCGCUAGGUUGUAUCGCACGCGCGAGUUGUUCGCGAUCAUCUAG